GGGGACACGGUGACGCCGGCGCCCGCGAGUCCCGUGACCGCGCGCCCCUCCCCGAGCUCUGGCCGUCAUGCAGCCCCCCACGGUGCUCGUCACCUCCAGGCAGGUCCGGAACAGCCACACUGGCCUCGACCUGUCUGUGCCCCAGCACCAGGAGGUGCGCGGGGACAUGAUGUCGGGCCACGUGGAGUACCAGGUGCUGGUGGUCACCCGGCUGGCCGCAUUCAAGUCGGCCAAGCACAGGCCCGAGGACGUCGUCCAGUUCCUGGUCUCCAAGAAGUACAGCGAGAUCGAGGACUUGUACCAGAGACUGAGCAGCCGCUACCCGGGCGCCAGCCUGCCCGCGCUGCCCCGGAAGGUGCUGUUCGUGGGCGAGGCGGACAUCCGGGAAAGGAGGGCAGCCUUCCACGACAUCCUGGGCUGCGUGGCCAGGGACGCCCAGCUGGCGGCCAGCCCCGAGCUGCUGGAGUUCCUAGGCACCAGAGCUCCAGGCGCUGUGGACCCCGGCGCCAGGGACGGCCCCGAGCUGGAUGCCGACGGCCAGGCCGGGGAGGACGCGGAGGCCUUGGACUUCUUCCAGCAGCAGGACCCCGGGGAUGAGGAGGAGCCCCCCGGCAGCAGCCGUGCAGGGAAGGCGCAGCAGCAGGAGGAGGAGGAGGAGGAGGAGGAGGAGGUGUUGGACCCACUGGGCAUCAUGCGCACCAAGAAGCCCAAGAAGCCCCGAGAGCCGGCGCCGCAGCCCCAGCCCAAGCCCUUGCCCCGACUCACCAUCUUCGACGAGGAGGAGGACCCCGAGGAGGAGCUGUUCGGCCCUGGGGGGGAGCGCGCCCCCCAGCGGCGGCCCCCGGAGAAGGCACGCGGCCUGGACCCCCUGAAGCUGUUUGAGGAUCCGGACCUCGGCGGGGCCGUGCCCCUGGGGGACCCCUUGCUGCUGCCCGCCGCCCGGGAGACUGGAGGGUUCGCGUCCCGCCUGGGCCCCAGAGAGACCUCGGAGGAGCUGUUCAGGGUCGAAGAGGACUUGGACCAGAUCCUGAAGCUGGGCGCUGAGCCCCCGCCUCGGCCCCGGCCGCCAGUGGCCCCUAAGCCAGUGCUCCCCAGCAAGCCGGCGAUUCCCCCCAAACCGGGCCGGCGGGCCACCACGGAGCCAGAGCCGCGGCCGCCGCUGCAGCAGCAGGCCCAGGCCAUGGACGAGAUGGACAUCCUGCGGUACAUCCGCGAGCAAGAGGCGCCCGGCCAGGCCGCCCCCAGCCUCUUCUGACCCUGCUGGGAGCCUCUCGGGUCUGGGCACUGGAGGGGGUCCCCCCUCGGGCCCACGACGGGGGGCCGGGGGCGCGGCCAAGGCCGCCCUCGUGACCCUGACGGCCUCCCCCAUCAGUAUGUGGAGGGGGUCGGGGCAGGGGUCCCAGGAACCCCAGUCCUCCUCCUGCGUUCCCAGGGAAAGGCCACGCCAUGGCCACCUUGUGCCUCCGAUAUAGGGCCAGCUCUGAACCGACGCUUGUGGGGACCCCCCCCCCACCAAGCUCUGCGGGCCUGGGGACCAGGCGUCCCUCUUGCCCCAGUGACCCGAGGCCAGAUGCUGUCCCCGUGUUAUUCUGCGGGGGGGGGGGGGGGGGGGCCUGGCCAGUGGUGGCUGAUGCUGUGCUCUAUCCGGGCCUGCCCUGGGGACAGCCACCUGUGCCAGCCCGCGCCCGCGCCUUAGAUGUCACACCCAGCCCCCGUGUGCCGGCUGGUCUGGGUGGUGCCAUGCUCAGGAAACCCUCAGCCGGUGACUGUGUUCAGUGACACCGAGAAUGUCUUUUCAAGCAUCUGCCCUCUGCCUUCCCAGCCGCAGCCACCCCUGUCCUUCGCCCUGCGGUGUGGACAGAGGGACCCGGAGGGGUGUCUUUGGGACUCGCACCCCAGGCCCCUCCCAGCUCAGGGCCCACGGUCAACCCCUGAGAGUCUCCCUGAGCUGGUAGUGCCGGGGGCCUGGCGUCUCUCCAGGGCCCUCCCAGGGACUGUCCGGGGCCUCCAGGGCCGCGGAAGUAGCCCCUGAAGGGGCGAGGAAGAGCUGAGCUCCCCUGCUCGCCACCCCCGCCCCUCCCCAGGACUCUGAGCUGACGGUGCAGCCCCGCUUCUCUCCGUGGGGGGAUGCCCUCCCCUGCUGACCACAGGGGAGCCUGCCUGGGGAGAGGGCGGGAGGGAAGAGGGGGCAGCUCCCUAACCCCUCUGCACCCCAGGCCCGCCCUGUGUGACUCGGGAGCCGAGGGUGCAGGCUGGGAGGGAGCCCCGGGGGGUUCACUCCCCACCCCCGCUGGGAACUGCGCAAGGCGGGGGGCCGGGCUGGACAGGUCCGUGAGCCCCAGGCCGGUCAGUGAGCGUCUGUCUCCCAAUAAAGCCGUGUCCACACCACA
This is a messenger RNA of Sorex araneus (European shrew), 2390 nucleotides long. RefSeq names its product HCLS1 binding protein 3 (gene HS1BP3). The transcript has 7 exons. The record is from RefSeq and is a predicted model, not a curated record. Gene Ontology annotation, molecular function: phosphatidylinositol binding. Lineage: Eukaryota; Metazoa; Chordata; Mammalia; Eulipotyphla; Soricidae. The coding region runs from base 68 to 1255 and encodes 395 amino acids.